GCCGGUGUGGGGCCUACGGGGGGCUGUGGGCCUCAGGGCCGCGAUAGAAGCCGCAAACAAAGGCUGUAAGGCCGCGGGGCCGGCCCAGGGCCCGGUGCGGUGCUGUGGGAUCUGAAGGGGCUGCGGGGUGUCGGUACAGGCCGCAAAGAGCUCAUAGGACCCAUAGCACGGCGGCUACGGAGCCCUUGGGGUCUAUAGGCUGUAAGGGGGACUGUGGGGCCGUGGGGGUCGUCGCUUUGUGGGACCUCAGGCCCCUCCGCUGUGCGUGGAUCCCAGGCUGCUCCCACCGAGCUCCGUGUCCCCGUGGCCAUGGACCCCCCGGCCGAGGGCGGCACCGUGGCCGUAAUGGUGCGUGUACGACCGCCCGCCCCCAAUGAACGUGAGGGGGCCGCGCACUCGGUGCUGCACGUGGUGGAUCAGCACAUCCUCGUCUUCGACCCCGACGAGCCCGGCGGACCCCACGGCACCGCGCUGCACCCGCUGCCCACCCGCGGCUCCAAACAGCGCGGCAAGGACAUCAAGUUCGUCUUCGAUCGCGUGUUUGGGGAGGGGGCCACGCAGCAGGAGGUGUUCCAGCACACGACACGGGACGUGUUGGAUGGAGUCCUCAAUGGAUACAACUGCUCCGUGUUUGCCUACGGUGCGACUGGAGCAGGGAAAACCUACACCAUGCUGGGCUCAGAGCAGAGCCCGGGCAUCAUGUACCUCACCAUGGCAGAGCUGUACAGGAGGAUUGAGGCCAGGAAGGAUGAGAAGAGCUGCGAGGUGCUUGUUUCCUACCAGGAGGUGUACAACGAGCAGAUCCAUGACCUGCUGGAGCCUAAGGGGCCUUUGGCCAUCCGGGAGGAUCCAGAGAAAGGAGUCGUGGUCCAGGGGCUCUCCUUCCACCAGCCCAGAUCAGCAGAGCAGCUCCUGGAGAUGUUGGCCAAUGGCAACAAAAACCGGACGCAGCACCCCACGGACGCCAACGCCACCUCCUCCCGCUCUCAUGCAGUCUUCCAGAUCUACGUGAAGCAGCAGGACCGUGUUGUGGGCCUUGCUCAGGACCUGCAGGUCGCCAAGAUGAGCCUGAUUGACCUGGCGGGCUCCGAAAGAGCUUCUGUCUCCAAGACCAAAGGAGAACGUCUCCGGGAGGGUGCAAACAUCAACCGCUCACUGCUGGCCCUCAUCAACGUCAUCAACGCCUUGGCUGAUGCAAAGAGCAAGAAAACCCACAUCCCGUAUCGGGACAGCAAGCUGACGCGCCUGCUGAAGGACUCCAUCGGUGGCAACUGCCGCACCAUUAUGAUUGCUGCUGUCAGCCCUUCCUCGCUGGCCUACGAGGACACCUACAACACUCUCAAAUAUGCCAACAGGGCCAAGGAGAUCAAGCUGUUGCUGAAGAGCAACGUGCUCAGCCUCGACUGCCACAUCAGUAAAUACGCCACAAUUUGUGAGCAGCUGAAAACGGAGGUGGCAGAUCUGCAGGCAAAGCUCCGAGCCUAUGAGGACGCUGCCCGGGAUGCAGGAAAACAGAUACCAGUGCUGCUGCCUUCCCCCAGGAUGGAAGGAGCCGUCCCAAAGAGCUGCUCAGCCCCGAGUGUUCGCAGGGAAAGUGAUGGGGAGCAGCAGGAGCUGGGAGCCGGGCAGGAUGCUCAGGGAGCAGUGGAGGAGGUUCUGGAGGCAAUGCCCCCCAGCAGCUCCAGCCCCUCCCAGCAGGCAGAUCUUCAGCUGGGAAUGAAGAAACCGAACCUCCUUCCACAGCAUUUAUCCCGCAGCCACACAGACAGGCUCAUAGCUGCCGUUCUGAGCGUUGCCCAGAAGCAGUACUCCCUGCUGAAGGCUGCCAACCUCCUCACUCCUGCCAUGGUCACUGAAUUCGAGGAGCUGCAGCUCUUGGUGCAGCAGGAGGCAGCUGUGAGCCCUCAGCCCACAGACACCAGUGGGGCCACUCCAGCCCUGAGGACACAGCCGGGCUGUGAUGCAUCACCCUCAGUGCUCAGCACUGAGUCCACCAUCCCCAUGACGAGAGCUGCCCUGCGCCGCCUGCAGCAGCUCACUUCACUCCCCAGCCCUAAAGUGGCGGUGAAGAAGAGGAGGAGAUCUGAGAUGAGCAGCACUUCCAGCCUGGAAACACCACGCAGCCUCAACACGCGGGCGAAGCGCCAGCGGAAAUCCUCCCCACUGAGCAACGGGGAUGAAGCGGAGGCGCCGUGGAGCCCACACACCCCGUGUGUUAAACAGCCCCAAUCCACACAGCUGCUGCCGAGCUGCACCCCCAAAAUCUGCCCUCUGACCGUCACCAAAGGGCGUGCGCCCCUCAGGACAUCAGCAGCCCAGAACUGCUGCACCCCGACUGUGUGCGACCUCAAUGUGACCUACAGCCUCUCUGAGGACGUCUCCAAGCCGGGAGCCCUCAGCCUGCCCAGCUGGGAGAGCGCCCCAUGUGCCCUAAAGAAGCAGGAGGGCCCCUUUGUGCCCAGAACCUCCAUCCCGGUGUUCUCCAUGAAGGGUUCCUCCAUCCCGAAGCCGUCCUCCAUCUCCAAAGGGUCUGUGCGGAAGCGGAGGGGAGCAGUGAGCACUGCUUCCCAUUCACUGGGUGGGGUCCAGAGCUGCAUCAGCUCGAGCAGCAGCUGGCGGUCUGUGCAGCCCCAGAGUAUCCCAGAGCAUCCCCCUCCUGGGCUCACCUGGAAGGGUCGGAGCGGCCCCAGAGAUGGUGCCCCCAGAGCCCCCACCUCACAAGCAAUGAAGCUGCUGUGCUGAUGUCCCUCACAUCCAGGACCCCUCACGUGGCCCCACAUGCAGCUGCCAGGGAGGUAGAAGGGCGACCACCCCAAACACUGCCCUGCUGUUCCCUGGCUGGUUUCCCUGCUCCCUCCUGCCCUCCUCCCUCUGCACAGCCCCAUGUAUUUUGUAGCAGAUGGAUCACUGCUGUUCCCUCUCAGCCCCUCUCGGGGUGUCGAGUGCUGACAGAUGGGCAAUGCUAAGCAAUACCACGCGCUUUUAAUAAAUCUUACAGCUUAAACCCAAAGGAGUGAGGGAAGAUGUGGGGCUGCUUCUCCCCCCUCAGCCUCAGAGCGGUGCUGGGCUCCCAGGGGUGGUUUUCUAUUGUCCCUUUGGGGCUUCAGAGCAUUUCUCCCUCUACUGUGGGGUCCUUGGGGCCACCAGCAGAGGUGAUGACUUUGCACCGAGGCCCCAAAAGCUGCAUGGCUGCCUUUGCCCCACAGCCCCUGGUAUGUUCUGGCCCCGUUGUCCCAUGCAGCGCUCCCCAUAGGGGCUGGGGUCACUGCUCUCUGCCCUACUUUGCUCUCCCCUCUGUCUUCUCUCAGGCUGGAAGCUUCUAAUUAAAGCUUCUACAUUCGUUUGC
Messenger RNA from Coturnix japonica (Japanese quail), 3346 nucleotides. It is a transcript of the gene KIF18B, whose product is annotated as kinesin family member 18B. Gene Ontology annotation, molecular function: ATP binding; microtubule motor activity; microtubule binding. Lineage: Eukaryota; Metazoa; Chordata; Aves; Galliformes; Phasianidae. Gene Ontology annotation, biological process: microtubule-based movement. The record is from RefSeq and is a predicted model, not a curated record.